This is a messenger RNA of Amphibalanus amphitrite, 1102 nucleotides long. RefSeq names its product neuroparsin-A-like. NCBI's taxonomy places the organism in Eukaryota, Metazoa, Arthropoda, Thecostraca, Balanomorpha, Balanidae. The record is from RefSeq and is a predicted model, not a curated record. The transcript has 3 exons. The coding region runs from base 130 to 438 and encodes 102 amino acids.
GGGGGCGCGGGCGGGGGCGGGGGCGGGCCGCGGCCGCGCAGGUUAAAACGGACCGGCCACUGGCCACUGUAUCAGUUGUCCUGUGCUGCGUGCGUCGGCUCGUGAGAACGAUCGGUCCGUGAAUCCAAAAUGCAGAUCUCCACUAAGUACCUGUUUGCCUGCUUGCUGGCCCUGGUUUUCCUCUGCAGGGCGUCAUCGGCAGCCUCCGCCUGUUACGGCAUUAGAAACGUCAACCCCAAAGACUGUUCGUACGGCGUUAUCGAGUACUGCGGGAAAUACAUCUGCGCAAAGGGUACCGGCGCAAAGUGCAGCAACAACCGCAACAGCCCGUUCCGCUGUGGCACCGGCAACUUCUGCUUGUGCGGCCGCUGUCAGGGCUGCUCACUUCACAACGUGAGCGACUGCUACCAGGAGACAACCAACUGCUUCAGCAAGUGAUGCAGCCGACUGGUGGAAAAUCUCCGGUCGGCGCGGCGGCGAGGCGGGGUAGCAGGCAGCCAGCGCGGGACAAGAUGAGCUCGCGCCUUUACUGAUCUCAGCACGGCGGCAGACCGCUGCCGGCAACUGCAGCGGCGGCGGCCGCAGCACACGGGCCGACCCGGAUGACCAAAGCGCGGCGCAGGUGUUCGCCGUGUCGGUACUGGCCCACCGGCCAGCUGGCAGCCUUAAAGACGACUGUGUCUCUGUGGAAUGUCUUAUUGGUGCGUCGACUACAUUCCACUGUUUUUCUGUGGUAUUUUGUCCUUUAUUGUACUUCUCUAGCGCUCAUAAGCCAUUGAGCGCAGAGAACGUCGGGACAGCCCCGUCCCGUGGACGAGAAUAUCUUUAUUUAUUUGUGAUAUUGUUGGUCUAGCUGUUGCACAACAAAGAUGCUGUUGACAUGACAAAUAUACAAAUGAAAUCGUUUUAAUUGACGUUGUAUUCUCUCUCACCGAAAAUAGGGCAAAAGCGGAUGUAAGAAAAAUGCAAGGUUCGGGAUCUGGACCUCUAUAGACUUCGGUGUUGCUGUAUAGGUACCCGCUACUUACGAGUAUACAUAAACCGUAUUCGCUCUACACGCACAUUGUGCAUAACAUCGAUACAGAAAUAUACUCAAUACACA